This is a messenger RNA of Acanthaster planci (crown-of-thorns starfish), 10315 nucleotides long. RefSeq lists its product as uncharacterized. Gene Ontology annotation, molecular function: protein binding. The record is from RefSeq and is a predicted model, not a curated record. Lineage: Eukaryota; Metazoa; Echinodermata; Asteroidea; Valvatida; Acanthasteridae.
GCGGCAAACAAUCAUGGCGGCUAGUUCAACUGCUGAUUCAAAGUAUUGGCUACCUCUCUCACUCAAAAUUGUAGACUCCCAGGCCCUCACUAUGUGGCUGAGACAGCAAGAAAGUAAAUCAUCAGCAUGAGAAAAGCAGGAAGACCUACUCCAUUGUCCGGGACAGGUAGCACCCCUAAGACAGGCAAGACACAGCCGGUCUCUAAGAGGAAACUACCCCAGCCAGUGGCGAGAAAUCCCAAACCGAUGAAGCCUGCCAAGGAUGAAGAUGACCGCAAUGAUUCGGGAGAGAAGUCACUCGUGCGGUACAUCAACGAUGUCAUGAUCAAGAAGAUAUCAGGCAAAGAUGUGGUGAAGGAUAUUACGACCCUAAAUCUGACCCUGACAACCAAGGAUGAUGGCAAGAAAAUAAGAUACAUUGAGAAUCUAGAGGGUCUGGUCAAUCUUCAAGUCCUAAAGAUUAGCCACAACCAGAUCAGCAAGAUUGAGAGACUCCACCACCUGACACAGCUUCGGGAACUAGACAUCAGCUGCAAUAGGAUUGGCAAGGUGGAAGGUCUGGAGACCUUGAUGCACCUGCAGAGCUUGAACCUGUCGCAUAAUCUGAUUGAGACCAUACCGGCCUGGCUAGGCAAGAAACUCUCUGCUCUGAGGGUGUUCCACAUCGCGGGAAAUCUUCUGUACUCUCUGUCUGAUGUGUUCAGACUUCGUCCACUCAAGGAUCUGGUGCAUCUCUCACUUGCGGACAAUCCGUUAUGUGACCUGCCACACCACAGGCUGUUUGCAGUGUUCCACCUGCGGACCCUACAGGUACUAGACAAACAGGCAGUCACAGAGACUGAGCGACAAGAAGCUGACAAGAGAUUUGAACAAGAGGAACUUGAGAAUCUUGAAAUGCAGUUGGGACAAGAAGAGAAGAAACUUCGCUCCCUCCAAAAAGACCACAGCCAGACCGUGACUGAGCAGGAACAAUCCAAGAGCCUUAUUGCAUCAUUGAAGACCAGGAACGUUGAACAUCAACGCAGUAUCCAUCAGCUACAAGAAGAACUGCAUGCCAAGGAUGACUUGUUGAAACGCAAGACCGCCGAGCUGAACAAGGCCUGUGAGAAGCAGUACAGACUGGAGCAGGAACUUGCCUUCCACAAGAUUGAUGCUAAGUUUGAGCCACUGGCAUUCCGCCAUGAUAUCGAGGAGGCUGAUGGCGGCACAGAAGAGAGUCCUUACAUUGGUAAGGCUGGGUAUAAACGCAACGAGCUAGCGCGCCAACAAUUCCUGACUCCUAAGGGUCAGAGUAUCCGAGAGUCUCGCCAGCAGAGUGGGGAUGCUGUGGACAGCACACUGAGCCCAGAAACACAGGGACAGCUCCAUGCUAUACUGCAAGACAGACUGACGGACAAGCAACGCCAAAUUGCUUCAGCUGAAGAACGGUUGAGUAAACUUCAAGACAAGAUCGAUGAUGCUGAAAUGACAUUGCAGGACAAAAACAGGGAAAUGGAAAGACUGUCAAUUGAACCAACGCAGAGACCGCUUUCUGCAGCUGAACGGCAGGAGUUGACACGUCGUCUGGGGCAACGUCUCCAGGCCGUCAAGGAUCUCCAGCAGCAGGUAGCCAAGCUGGAAGAAGCCAUGGGGGAGACACUGGACAUCAUCCAGAGCAAGGAGAGAGAAAUGGAGAGACUGAGACGACAGCUUCCUGGCCAGAGACAUCCACAAUACGCUGAGGCUGCAACAGAGAUGGCAAAUAAAGAGCAGGAGGUGAGUGAUGCUGGGGAGAAAUACCGAGAUCUUCAGCAGGAACUUGAAGAAGUUGUGGCACUGCUAGCUCAAGAGUUGGAGAAAGUUAACCAGGUCAAGCAGCAAAUGGCCAAAGAAAAAGUGGACCUUAAUGACAAUCUGAAAGAUGAACUUGAAGACACCAUUGCCGGGCUGACUGACUUCAUGCAGGAGGCACAACGCAAGGCAGCAGAGCAAGACCGGAAGAACCAAGCUCUACAGAGGGAGAGAGACCAACUACUGGAACAGCUACGCCAAGCAGAGAGAAGCAAAAGAGCGCAUGGUGGGGGCGAUUUCAUGCCUGAUGAUUGGGAAGACAUGCAGAGAAGGUUGGAUGGAUUAGAGGCAGCUCUAGCCGCAGCUGAGGCAGAAAAGGAAGAGCUGAAAGCUUCACUGCAAGCUGAACAUGACAAUAAAAUGGACCAGGAGGAGGAGAGGCUAAAAGCGGCUGAAGAGGAGGCUACGAGGUUGAAGAGUGCCCUGAAUAGACAGAAACAACAAGCACAGGCAGAAAAGGAUGCAUUGAAGCAACAGCUUCAUGCACAGCAGAGACAGGCUGAAGCAAUCAGGCGCUCAGCUGAUCAGUCACAUGAUCCCAAAGAGAUUGAGGUUUUGGCCAAUCAGCUUCAAGCACUUCAGGCUGAGAGAGAUGAUUUGGAAGACCGGCUGCAUGACCAGCAAGCACAGAUGCAAGAUGCCUUGGAUGCCUCCCUCCAUCCAGAUGACGUGGUUGCCCGCAUCAACCAGCUGAAGAGACACCUGGAGCAUGGGCGGGGCAAGAUGAAGCCCCUGGAUGAGGAAGAUACCCUGGGGAGGUCGCUGGCUGAGGUGGAAGACACGGUGAGAGACAGGCUGACAGACACGGUGGGGGAGAGGGAGGAGGCGCGCAGAAGACAGAAAAAGGCAGAGCAAGAGGCAGAAGCCUUGAGGAGGCAAGUGGCUGCCUUGGAGGAGCAGCUGGAAGAUGUUGAGAAUGAACACCGAAGACGGGGGAAGGAUUCACCCGAGUUGGCUGUGGAAGAUCUGAGAGGCAGAAGACAGCGACAGGAUGCCCGAGAGGCUAGAGCCAGCCAGGAGGAAGCGGCCAUGGUAGAAGCCAUGAGAGAGGAGGUCAGGAGACUAGGAGAGAAGCUCAGACAGCGACCUCCUCAUCGAGAGCAGGCACAGGAUGCAUUGAGAGCUAGACAGGACCCUCACACGCUGGCUGAGCUGCAGCAGCUGGAAGUAGCCCUGGCAGAGACUCAACGUCAGAUGAGAGAAAAUGACCAGCUGGCUGCAGACGAGCUUGCUAGAGCAGAAGCUGAAAUGAGACAUCUGAAGGAUGACUUGCAUCAGGAGAUGAUGCGAGCACGAGAGAGGGAGAGACAAGCCAAGAUGCAGAUGGAGCAUCAGAGAAGAGAAGCAGACAGACAGACUCAAGAAGCGUUAGCCGAGGUUGAGUCGCGUGCCAGGGAGAGAGCUCGACGGGCUGCUCAGGAGCUUGCCCGAGCUGAGGAUGAGAUGGCAAGGCUGCACCAUACCCUGGCCGACAGAGAGAAGCAGUUACAGCAAGAGAUGCAACGGGGAGAUGCAACCUCAAAGACGCUUGCGGAUCAGCGAAACGAGAUUGGUGCUUUGUACGACACUCUGGAGGAGCAGAGGGCUGAGAUAUUGAAGCUUCAUGAUGCACUCAACAGGUUCACUAUGCCCCAACCAGGCAUGACAGGAGGGAUUCCACCCACCACAAAUGAUUCUAAUCUGGAGCAUCUGCUUCGAGAAAUUGAGAGACUGAAACAUGCAUUGCAGCAGCAAAGGAGCUUCAUGUCAGCCCCAGGAAUAGGUGAUCGGCCUGUGAAUGGAAUUCCACCUGCAUUUGUUACACAGCAACAAGCAGGAUCCCGUCCAUCAGCGUAUAUAUACAGUCCACCGAUGCAGCCCACUGCUGCAGCUGCCCACCGUUUGCCAUCCCAAGCACCGCCCAGUCUUCCAAAUCAGCCACGCCCACCACCAACUUCUACCCAGCAAACCGUCCCUCAGCAACGAAGCGACUUACACUCAACUUCAUAUCAAGACGGUGUAGCCGUGCACUCAGGUACAUCCGGACAACCUCGGCCAAACCAGGGCUUGAGAAAUGGACCAGGGUUGCCUUCGGCUAUUCCAAAUCCACAGGGCAUGGGCCCUCAGCCACCACCGUUGAGCUAUCCCAAGGUAACCCCUCAUGGAACAGUAAGGGCAGCACCAGGCUUCCCCACAAACCAGCCAGCAGAUCAAAGUCGAGGAAUCCCACAAUCCUCUGGUCAACCAGUGCCUGCCGGGAUGCCUUCCGAUGGAAAUGUUCAGCCACCCGUUUCGAUGGCAUACCCUGUUGGCAGCACACAAGGACAACAGGCUGGUUACGUGGAUGGUAGGCCUAGGACAGUGCAGUUUGCUGUUCCACCAGCUGUUAGCCAGACAAUUGGGACUGGACAAGUCCAGCAACAAACCUCCGACAUGCCAGAAUCACAGGGAGCAAAUGUUAAUGUUCAAGGAGCACCGAUUGCCACUGCAGGAGUGGCACCCCCUACCGGUCAACCAGUCAUGGCUCAGAUCCCACUCGCAACAGUUGUUGGGGCUGUGCCAGGGGGUCCCACACCUGGACUCAUACUGGGUACUGCUGUCCCUGCGCAACAAACUACAGCAAGAAACUUGGGUGUUGACUCGGAGGAAACCGCCCCCCCUGGUGAAGGAACCGCAGAAAUAUUGACAGAAGGGGAAUCCAAAAGUGCUGUUCCUGUUCCAGCAGGAAGCAGCAAGAGAAGCAGAACCAUUAUUUUACCUCCAGGGGGUUUGUUCUGUAAUGUACCAGAACAUCAUCACAUGGAGGAUGAGAUAGCACGUCUCAAAAAGCUCCUAGCAGAAUGCAGAAAAUCAAAGAGGAAAAGGACAGAUCCAGAAACAGACAAAUUUAAAUCAGUUCUAGAGAAUCGGAACAAGGAGCUGGAAACUCUUGAGCUUGCCAUCCAGCGACAGCGGGAAACGCUGAGGGCGCUACACAAUGCCGACAUUGACAUACGGCGCCAGAGAGAUGCUGCAGCAAGAGAGUUGCAAGAACUCAACACCAACAUAGACAGGAAAAGUCGCAGGAGGGACUUCCUUGAGGGUCAAGAGCCCAUCACGCCUGAGGAGGCAGACUAUGAGAUGCUGGAGGCAUCCAUAGAUCAAGACUACCUGGAGGACGAGAUUGCAUGCCUGGGCAGGACGCUAGCCAAGAGGAGAGCAGAGUUGCGAGUGGCUGAUCGGCUGCUCCAGGAAUGCCAGGCAGACCUGAAGGAUGCAACGGAUAAGGCAAGAAGCACGUUGGAGCAGUAUGACGAAGGCGCCAAGAAACUGAAGCAGGCUCAAGAAGAUGCUGAAGAGAUUGAGAAGCGAUCGGUCAAAGUGGCCAAAGACCUCGUUCAAGCUCAGGAACACCUCGACCAAAUGCAGCACGAUGUCAAGGACAUGGAAGAGGAGAGGCGGAGUCAGGAAGACAAGAUGAGGGCGGUGGACGAUAUACUUAAUGAGAAGGAUAGCAUGUUUCGAUCACUUGAGGGAAAAAUUGAACAGGCCACAGACAGACUGCAGAAGGUUCAAGCAGAGUUGUUGCUGGUAGAAGAGAAAGCAACAGAACAGCAGGACAACGCAAGACAGCAGAACCAACUCAUAGCUGAUAAGACUGCAGAGCUGCAGAGACUUGAAGAACAGGUGGAAGAGGAGAACCAAAGAUUGAUUGAGCUUAACCGAGAGAUUGGCAGGAAGCAAGCUGACCUGAAGGACCUGACUUCUGACCUAGACACUAACAGCAAGGAGCUGGUCAUUGCAUUGCGAGAUGCAGAGAAUGAAUUGACAUCAUUGAAACAGAAAGUGAAGGAAACCAGGGUAAUCCUGGACGACCUGAACCACCAGAAACACGACCUAUUGACCACAAUCGAGGAUCAGCGCUCAACCCUUGCCCAGCAGCACCUGGAUGCCGAGAAGGAGAACCGCACCUUGCAAGACGUUCAGGCUAGCAUCAAUAAGAGCCGAGCUGACCUGAAGCACACCCUGGAGAUGAUCCAGCUGGAGAAGACAGAGCUGGAGGCACUGAAGAUGCAGCACGAGGCCAAGAUGGGAGACUUAGAGAAAACCCAGCUAGCUGCCUUGCAGGAGAAGGCUGAGUUGGAAACGCUGCAGGUGUCUUGCCAGGAGAAGCGAGCAGAGUUGGAGCGAACCAGCAAGCAGCUGAGCCUACAGCGAUCAGAGAAGGAACGUCUGACCACGGAGCUAUCAGCCAUGGAAGCUAGGGCAGUCACCCUGCAUAGAGAGGAAGAAGGCUUAGAGGAACAGUGUAGACAGUGGGAUAGCAAGGUGGCUCAGCUUACCAGGCAGCACAUGGAUCUGCUUGCUUCCAGGAAAACCGAGGAAGCCAAACUAGAAGACAUACUGCAGGAUUUGACCACUGGACAAGAGAAGCUGGACAGGGUUAACAGCAAGAGGGAGCUACUCACCAACCAGUUCCAAUCCUAUAAACAACAAGUCAAAGAGACUGGCAAGGAAUUGAGGUUAGCAAGAGAGGAACUCCAGAAAGUUCAAGAUGAAAACGAGUGCCUCUUUUAUUUGGAGCUGCAAGCUACUGUUACCACGUGCAUGUACCAGGAACUCCAAGAACAUGAACAUCAGAAAUCUGAGGCCAGAGCUGAUUUAGCCCGAUUACAUUCCUCCGUCGAGAAAACCCAGCAGACUCUGCUCCAACUCGCAGACGAGCAUAAGACAAAGCAGGAAGCCCUGCAGCGGUUGAAGAGAGCAGUGGUUGAGCGCCACCAAGAGGUUGAGAGUGGCCAGCAUCACGUGGAGAGAGUGCAAGCUGAUGUGGAACAAGAGGAGAACAGAUUAUCAAGACUGAUUGGUGGAUUGACUGUUGAAGCUGAGCAUCUUCGCUCUGAUAUCACCACAAAGAGGCAAGAAUUGGAGGAAGCAAGGCGACGGUUGAUGGAGGUGCAAACACAGACUGAGCAGCAACAACAGAAUAGAAGGACUGUCAACGAACAGCAAGCACACAUCACACAGCUUGAGAGUGAUAUAAAAGAGCGGCUGGAGGAGAAGACCAAGCUUGCCGAAGCUCUCAACUUCUCACAUACUGAGAUGAAUUCGCUCAGAAAGGAUAAAGAGUCCUUGGAGAAACGUUUGUCUGAGAUCAUGUCAGAGCUUGAUGAGACCAGAGACAGACUACAUCAUGCCAAGCAGAAGUUCAAAGACAGGCAAAUGGAAUUUGAGCGAGAGGUAGAAGAGGCCAACAUGGCUGCCAGUGAGCACUGCUCACAAGCAGAUAGGCUCAGUCUGAGACUCAAGGAUGUCACUCAGCAGUACAUACAGCUCCAGUCGCAGAGUUCCAGGGAGCUUGAGGAAGAGCGUAGGGCAAAGGCAGAAGCCCUUGAGAAGCUUAGAGAGUUGUCACAUCGAGAGGAAACAGCUAGUGUGGACGGAACAUCUGAUCUGGACGAACUUGAAGAUCUACAGCGACAAAAGCUGGAUUUAACAAAACAUCUGGUUGAAUUGCAGUCCAACAUACAACAGGCGAGACUGGAUGCAUCCCUGAUACGUGAUGGUGACUUCCUUCAUGACAUGAGCUCUGCUGAAGAGAGUCGAUGGAGGCAAGACAAGGAGAAAGCCAAGAUGCAGGAGGAGCAAGACAGACUCAAGCUUCAAAUCCGGCAGCGUGUCUCUCGCCAGGCUGAAAUGUUGGACAGUGUGAAGGAGAGAACAAACUCCACCUUGCACAGUCUGAAGCGAAAGCUGGAUAACCUAGAAGGCCUGGUCAGCAGCAACUCAGCUACGGCUAGAUCAAUGGCUUCAACACAAUCCAGUGUGGACGGCGACAACUCCCUCAAUGAGCUUGGUGUGGGUAAUUCUGACCGAUAUCCUCAGCAUGACACGUCUCCUAUCAGGAUAACAUCAGGCAAGCACAGACCACUCAAAGGAAUAUUAAAAACCACACAAGAGAUAGACCAACCACCCCCUACAUCAGUCCCCUCACGUACCUACUCAAGCCAGCGCCAUCGACGAACCUCUCCCUCAAGACCAGUCCAACAAAAGCAACGACAAACAGCUGGUGAUUCGGGCCGAGGCAGACUUGAGGACUUCAUGAAUUCCAUCCAGCGCUUGAAGGAGGAGAAACUAGCCCAGAUAGAACAUUCAUCAUAUCACUCCUGAUGGUCUGACAGAGGCUGUUGUUGGCCUGGUGCCUGUAUUGAUUUCUGUUGUUGAACAAAAGAUGCUUUCUGGUAGAAGUCAUUGAAGUGACCAGUAACCAAACUGUGUGCACUAUUUUAGUACAUAAGGCAAGUUUGAGUAGCGACAGUUUGUCAACCACAGGUCGAUUGCUGUCUGGUACCCAGUUUAUAUGUCAUGCAUAGGUUACCAGUCAAAAUUUAUCAUUGUUGGUUACCAGUCAAAAUUUAUCAUUGUUGGCAAUUUGUCUCGGAUUGAACUUGCCCAUAUAUUGCAGAAUUUUAACAUUGCCCCACUGCCACUUCGCCCAAUCCCCCCAUCACCACUUAGCCCCAGUGUAAACUUUUAACAUCUACGAGUUUAGUUUUAACCUACUGAUGAAGGUUGCAACAUUUACAGUUUAUCUGCCCAGCCAAAGUAAAGCUUCAAAUUCAUUCAAUUUGCCAGGGAAAAUGUUACAGUAAACAUGAUCCAUUGUCAAAUCCGACAUGGAGUCACGUCACACAGCCAGGCAGUGGGCCUAUAUAAAUGCACUAAACUCCUUGGUGCCACAAGGAGUGAAGUUAUGCUGAAGUUGUAAUUGCAUGUGCCUAGUUUUACGAAAAUAUCAUUAUUGAAACUUUAGGGUUGUUGUGAUUCUUGACUAUAUCAGGUGAAUAUAAUUGCUAAAGGAGAAUGAAAAGUAGAGAUAUGCAUUUUUGUCUUUAAAAGUUCAAGUUUGUUUGGAAAUGGGUUCUCAAAAGAAGGCCUUGAGGCUCAAAUGAAAGGAUUAAAAUGGAAGAGAAAAUGUAAAUGUAGCCUAGGCCUGUGGGGGAUCCAUGGAAAACUACAGGAGAAACUUUGAUGACAGUUUUAAGAAAUGAUACUGUUUCUUUCAUUAUUCCAAUUUUAUUAUCAAAUCAUUGUCACCUGGUGUCAGUCCACGCUACAAGAAAAGUGCCUUGUUUGUGCCAAAGUUUCCGAACACGUUCAAGCACGGCUGGGGGCGAAGUGGCGGCAAGGCGAUGUGGGGAUGGGGCCGAGUGGGGAUGGAGCAAAAUGGCAAUGGGGUGAAGUGGUAAGGGGCAAAGUGGAAACAGGGCAAAGUGACCGACACACCCUUAUAGACAAAUGCAGAUAUGUAAGCACUCUAACUGGAAGCCUCAGUUAUGGUGGAAGCAUUGUUUCUAGGUUUAUGCAAAAUAAUGGACCAGUGAAGAUUUUUCUAUAACAAUACAUUGCUAAUACAUUGCUUCUGCCAUGUCUGGAGGCCUUCUCAAAGUACAGUUACCAUAUGCCUGGAUUUGCCUUUGAGCUCUGUAUAUAUGUGAACAAGAGGUGACGCAUUGUUCUAUGGUAACAAUGUCCAUUUUAGGGCCACACAUGAUGUUGAUACCCAGACUAGCUUCACAUGUUGUUUGGAAAUUUCUAACCGAACGUAGCGACAGAAACUUGUUCCCAUAACAACUGUCAUUCAACAUGUGUAUUCCCCAAAGCUACAGUGCCGGUACAUAUGCCCUGGUUGGCCCCACAUUGAGGGGGACAAUGUCUGUAGUGGGAAAUCAAGGACCUGCUUGGUUGUGAGUCCAAAAAUUUGUACCGUAAUAAAUUUGCUCCCAAAGAAACUAUCACUUAACAUGUGUGAUACCCACAACUAUGGUGCUAGUGGGGGUUAUGCAGGUUUGUGUAUCUUUGGUUUGGAGUACAUCAGUUUCAAUGGGGGCUGUAUGGUCUUCACAUGGGUGGCGGCUACUCAGUGGAUAUGGUCAUCGGUUAAAUCUGUCCCUUCUUGGCAAGUGGGAUUUGCAGAAUGGAGACUAUUUGACCCUUGGUCUUUACCAUGUUGUGUAUAGUAAGCUUUUUAUGAUAACAAAAGAUUUUUUGUGAUGGGUUUUGUACACUGUCAGUACAUUUGCUCUUGUCAAGGCACAACUGUGCUUAAUGUUAUCUUCAAGUGACUUCUCACACUUACCUUAAAUGUUUGUUUGAAUAUAAGUUGCUUUCUUCAGUUUGAAUUCAAGUUACAAACUUGAUCACCGCAUGAGCUUUUGGUUUGGUGAGAGCACCGUGAGUAAACCAAGAUCAUUAAUUCAUGACCAAUAUUGCACAUGCCUGGUUUAAACCAAUGACAACGUCAAGGGUAAGCAUUUGGGCCGUAAUCAAAUGCACUCACGGGAAGAAAAGUCUAGAUCCAAGACUUAACCACUUCCUGCCAGGCUACCCGUUUUCAUGUACAUAGGCUUUAAUUGCAGAGCCAGGGAGCCCGGAACUGAGACAGAAGAACGUGCUCAGCACAAAAGAUUGAGCUGCUGGGCAUUACAAACAUUUUUUGCGCUCUCAAUAGUGGAGAUAAUCCAGC